This is a messenger RNA of Letharia columbiana, 1455 nucleotides long. RefSeq lists its product as uncharacterized. Bases 1 to 1455 code for a protein of 484 amino acids. The record is from RefSeq and is a predicted model, not a curated record. Gene Ontology annotation, cellular component: mitochondrial inner membrane. Gene Ontology annotation, biological process: protein insertion into mitochondrial inner membrane from matrix; mitochondrial respiratory chain complex IV assembly. Gene Ontology annotation, molecular function: membrane insertase activity. The transcript is spliced from 3 exons. NCBI's taxonomy places the organism in Eukaryota, Fungi, Ascomycota, Lecanoromycetes, Lecanorales, Parmeliaceae.
AUGAUACAAGCUCGCUGUCUGCACAGGUCUGGCCACCGCAUUGCAAGUAGCAGUGUAGCCUUGGCAAGGUCCCCUCGACAUGGUCAAAAAUCUUAUUCCGCUUUUGCUGGAGCCAGCUUGAGACAUGAACUUGCUACAAAUACUUCGACAUGGCCGCCGAAGCCAUGGCAAUUGCGACAAUGGCCUUCUCAGCGCCUCAACCGUGAUUUCGCGCCACGGUUCGCCUCGACGACCCCAACUCCGCCUAUCGCCGAGGUUCAGUCCGACUAUGUUCCUCCUCCUCAAACCUCCGUUCCAGCGGGAGAGGAGUUCGUACCAACCUCGUUUGAUGAGAUAACCUCUUCUAUACCUUCACCUGUCUACGAACACCUCGGUUUCCUGAAGGAGAUGGGUCUUGAUUAUGGUUGGGGUCCAACAGCUUUCGUGGAAUACCUGUUGGAACAUGUGCAUGUCUACCUUGGUACACCUUGGUGGGCGUCCAUCGGUAUAUCAAUAUUGAUCAUCCGAGCUGCGCUCUUCAAGUUUUUCAUGGAUGCUUCUGACACCAGCGCCCGACGUCAACACAUCAAGCAUUUAGAAGACCCCAUCAAUGCGCGCGUUAAGGCCGCGAAGGCCAACAGAGACCAGAAGGCUUUGCGGGAGGCUUGGUCCGAACGUAGUGCUUUGUACAAAAGCGCUGGCAUAAAUGUGUGGAAGUCGUUCGUGCCUUUCUUGCAAAUACCCCUUGGAUUUGGUACCUUUCGGCUCAUGAGAGGCAUGGUAUCUCUACCGGUACCUGGUCUUGACACUGGAGGAUUGCUGUGGAUAUCUGAUCUGACCCAAUCGGAUCCUUACUUCAUUCUACCCAUUGGCACGGCUGCGGCAUACUACUUUACGUUCAAGAGUGGAGGAGAGACUGGUAACAGCGAGCUCAUCAGUAAACAGACGCAGAAGGCGUUUCUCUACGUGGUCCCUCCAAUGAGCGGACUCUUUAUGAUGUUCUGGCCUGGUAAUUUGCAAUUAACCUUUUUCAUCGGUGCCUUAAUAUCCUCCGUACAAGCAGCGGUGUUCAAGAAUGCUUGGUUUCGGGAUCUCGUUGGCAUGCAACCAUUACCAAAGCCAAAUGCACCAAAACCGCAGAUCCAGGCGUAUCCUCGAUAUCAAGCACCAUCGAGUACUCCAUCGAAAGGAAUCUUUGAAAAUAUCAAGGGUACAGUGUCAGAUAUCAUGAAAACGGGAGAGAAAUUUUCGCCCACAUCUCGACAGCAAGCUCCGACGAGUAGGCUAACAGCUGGAGAGAAGAAGCAUGCAAAUACCUAUGAGGACAGGAGGCAACGGGAAAUCGCGCAGGAGGCUGAGAUGAAGCGACAGAACGCGCAGGCAAAGUUCGAGAGACAACAGGAGCAAGAGACUAGGGAGCAAGAGAAGAAAGAAAGGUUGCAAAGACGAGCAGAAAAGAAGGCUAAGCAAAGGUAA